Aaosphaeria arxii CBS 175.79 is the source of this 789-nucleotide messenger RNA. Its product is annotated as carbohydrate esterase family 12 protein. The record is from RefSeq and is a predicted model, not a curated record. Gene Ontology annotation, molecular function: hydrolase activity. The coding region runs from base 1 to 789 and encodes 262 amino acids. NCBI's taxonomy places the organism in Eukaryota, Fungi, Ascomycota, Dothideomycetes, Pleosporales. The transcript is spliced from 2 exons.
AUGAUCAACCCAAGCUUUCUUUUUCCCGCUGUUUUGAUCUCUCUUGCUGUCGGUUCAAUUGCUUCACCAGUCACUGGAAGUAAACAUUCCCAACCGCCUGCAUUUUUCCUUGCCGGCGACUCUACGACUGCCGUGCAAUCCACUAAUGGUGGAGGUUGGGGAGACGGAUUCUUGAACACCACUCUCAAGCAUGGAGCCACCGGCAAAAACUUCGGCCACAACGGCGCGACAACAGUCUCCUUUCGAGCAGGCGGCGACUGGGACAAUGUAAUUCAGGCCGCAAAGGCAUCGCUGCCGUCAUACAAACCAUACGUAACGAUUCAAUUCGGCCACAACGACCAGAAACCCGACAAAAACAUUAGUAUGGCAGACCUCACAGCCAACCUGAUCACCUUCGUCAAGGAAGUCCGCUCUAUACCUGCGACCCCGGUUCUCGUCACCAGCUUAAGCAGGCGCCGUUUCACUAAUUCGAGCACCCCAACGGUCGUCGAGAAUCUCGCCGAUGUGGUCGCUGCGACCAAAGACGCUGCGAAACAGACUGGAGCAUACAUCAUUGAUUUGAACGCCGCUAGCACGAAGUACUUGAAUCAGAUUGGGCCGGAGAAUGCGGCGACAUAUAAUCUGAUCCCGACGGAUUUUACGCAUCUGAAUGCUGAGGGGAGCGUAGUCUUUGGAAACUUAGUCGCUCUUUUGCUAGACCGUGAGGUCAGGGCUUUAGGGAAGUUUGUGGUGCCCGAGAAGGAGAUCGUGAAAGCUAUUAAGACGGGGACUUAUUAUUUUCCUAGCUGA